Messenger RNA from Monopterus albus (swamp eel), 964 nucleotides. RefSeq lists its product as uncharacterized. NCBI's taxonomy places the organism in Eukaryota, Metazoa, Chordata, Actinopteri, Synbranchiformes, Synbranchidae. The transcript is spliced from 4 exons. The record is from RefSeq and is a predicted model, not a curated record. The coding region runs from base 75 to 728 and encodes 217 amino acids.
AACAUUUGACUGCAGGAAGUGAUAGGUCUCCUCUAGUGGCAGUCAAGGAACUGAUUCUCCUCCCUUCUGCUGCGAUGAACACAUCUGUGGAAAACAAGAAAAAGCUUAAACAAGAUAAGUCGAAGAAGAGGGCUCUGAUGAAGCGAACGCCUAUGAAGUGUCAGUUGAAGCAGGAAGGGAAGUGCUCCCUGAAGUCAAAGGUGGACAUUGACCUAUCAGAUCCUGGUUUGCCUUGGCCAGGGUCAGACAGUGACUUCCAGGUGAAGAAGGCCUCUGCCCCUCCCUGGAUCCAUCGUCUUGUUCCUGUGGAUCAAACACCGUCUGCUGUCCUUGAGGCCAAAAAUGACCAGCAGCCUCCCAGACAGUCAGCCCAGACCCUCAACCUCAGGAACAAACCGGGGGUUUCUGAGCCCGUCCGAGAGAGGAUGCAGAGGAGACCCAGCCAAGAUGAGCACCAUAAAUCCAAAUAUAAAACUGGAAUUGAUGGGAUUGACUGGGAAAGUCUGACAAGACAAACAGACCUGUGGAGGAGGCACAGCCGGCUUGUUAAUUCUGAGUGUGGGACACCCUCAUCUUCAGAGGCCAAGACAGACUAUUACCAUACAGUCUCUACCCAAUCCCCUUAUUCAGCUCUCACUGCCAGUGCAAGAGCUCUUCAUCCACAGGUAACUGCAGAUCAAGGAGUCAAACAGAGCAUCCAUGCCCCAUUCCUCUACCCUAACACCUGACUUAACACCAACUCUCCACUUCCAUCACUGACUGUGUGUACUUGGAUUUACAGUAGAUUACCAUCUUGCACUUGGCUCUCUCCAGUAAGCUGAUGUCUUAAGUGUUGUGUAAAUGAGAAACCUGGUUCCUGUAACUGAAGCAGGGAAUUAGAGAAACUUGAUUCCCCGAGGGAGAUUCCUCCUGGACAACACAGAUUUCCUUACCAUGUGUACAGGUAACUGGGUUUCUAAUCUGC